GUACACAUGAGACUGCUACUUCUUCAUUUUCUCAAGUCGUCAAGAGUCUUCCCUUCAAGAUAUCUAUUUUCGAGAAGUAAAAGAUCCCAAAGUUCUCAUUAUGUCUUCUUCAAGAGGUGGUAAACUUGCAUGCUCGAGUGGUUCCGAUUUCAAGACCGAUGUUAUUACAGCUAAUGAGGGCGAGGAUAUUGCUAUGAAGAUCAUGUCACUUUCUAUAAGAAGACCCCGUGCUAUAUGCAUUCUCCAUGCAAAGGGUACAAUAUCAAAUGUCACAAUUCGUCCCUCUAGUUCUUCUGGUGGCACUUCGACCUAUGAGGGAAAUUUCGAGCUUAUACACUUGAACGGUUCAUUUGUGCCUAUUGAGAUUGGAUUAUCAAAAAAAAGAUGUGGUGGAAUAAGCAUCAGUUUUGAAGGUCCUGAUCGUCAAGUUAUAGGGGGUGAACUUGCUGGUUCGCUAGUAGCUGGAGGUCGUGUGGAGGUUAUGAUUGGCAGUUUUAAAGUCAACGACAUUUCUGCUCUUAGUAAUCGUGGAGGCUCUGUGAACUUAUCUUCUGAUUAGGAAGUUCCUUUGGCUAUGUCUAACCUUAGCCAAUCAGGUGCUUGAGUUGCAUGUUGGAGAUGCCCCUAAUGUGGCUUAUUUUUUAUUCUGUUGAGUCAAACCUAUUAGUCAAAUUUCACAUGUGUUAUUUAUAAUAUUUCUGUUAUGCGACAUUCUUAGAUUUUAUAGCGAUUUUUGAAAUGUGGUUUUAUGUGGGUUGUUUUGAACAUUAUUAUUGUUUGUGAAAAUGGAAAUGACAUUUUAGCCUUUA
Molecule: messenger RNA, 809 nt
Organism: Lotus japonicus
Lineage: Eukaryota; Viridiplantae; Streptophyta; Magnoliopsida; Fabales; Fabaceae
Product: AT-hook motif nuclear-localized protein 7-like
Exons: 6
Coding region: 101-559 (152 amino acids)
Molecular function (GO): minor groove of adenine-thymine-rich DNA binding
Source: RefSeq, a predicted model, not a curated record